Molecule: messenger RNA, 1837 nt
Organism: Vitis vinifera (wine grape)
Lineage: Eukaryota; Viridiplantae; Streptophyta; Magnoliopsida; Vitales; Vitaceae
Product: cytochrome P450 89A2
Exons: 1
Coding region: 77-1633 (518 amino acids)
Cellular component (GO): membrane
Molecular function (GO): oxidoreductase activity, acting on paired donors, with incorporation or reduction of molecular oxygen, NAD(P)H as one donor, and incorporation of one atom of oxygen; heme binding; iron ion binding
Source: RefSeq, a predicted model, not a curated record
UCCAGAAAGCAGUAGCACAGCCCAGAAGAAGAGCAAGUUCUUCAUCUUAGAGAUUGGAUUGGAUUUGAUAACUAAAAUGGAGAUAUGGCUGUUCAUCAUCAUCUCCCUCUGUGUUGCUACUCUCCUCAAAUCUCUCUAUGAUUUCCUCUUUCCAAAACGAAAGCUCCCACCAGGACCCACCACGGUUCCUAUCAUUGGGAACUUGCAAUGGCUCCUUAUAUCGUCCUUGGAGCUUGAACCAAUCCUCCGAAACCUACACACCAAGUAUGGCCCAAUCAUCACUCUCCAAAUGGGCUUUCACCCGGCCAUCUUCAUCUCCACCAACUCCCUUGCCCACAAGAUGUUGGUCCAAAAUGGUGUCGUUUUUGCUAAUCGUCCUGAGGGGCCAGCCAACAGAAUUGUAAACAGUAAUCAGCAUAACAUCGCCUCAGCCAUAUAUGGCCCAACCUGGCGUCUCCUCCGCCGCAACCUCACUGCUGAGAUCCUGCACCCUUCACGCGUGAGAAACUACUCUCACGCACGAAAGUGGGUCCUGGAGGUUCUAAUCUCUCGGCUUCAAGGCCACUCAGAAUCAGGUGAGUCAGUCCAGGUGGUGGAUCACUUCCGGUAUGCUAUGUUUUGCUUACUGGUUCUCAUGUGUUUUGGGGACAAGCUUGAGGAAAAACAAAUCCAAGAGAUUGAGACGAUUCAACGACGAUUGUUGUUGGGCUUUCCUCGCUUCAACAUAUUAAAUUUCUGGCCUAGGGUGGGAAAGGUAUUGUUCCGGAGUCGUUGGGAGGAGUUGUUCCAGCUUCGCAAAAAUCAGGAAGACACUCUGCUCCCAUACAUAAGAGCCAGGCAGCGACUAAAGCAAGAAAUUCAAAGCAAACAGAACCAAGACAGCCAGGAGUCAGGUUCAUCUUCCUCAAAGAACUAUGUCUUGUCAUACGUCGAUACUUUGCUGGACCUGCAACUGCCAGAAGAGAAGAGGAAGCUAAACGAAGGAGAGAUGAUUGGUUUGUGCUCAGAGUUUCUUGAUGGUGGGACUGACACUACAUCCACUGCACUGCAGUGGAUCAUGGCCAACAUAGUGAAGUACCCACAUAUUCAGAGGAAGCUCUUUGAGGAGAUUAAUGGGGUUGUGGGGGAAGGGAAGGAAGAGGUGGAGGAGGAAGAUUUGAAGAAGAUGCCAUACUUGAAGGCAGUGAUCUUGGAAGGUCUGAGGCGGCAUCCUCCGGGACACUUUGUGUCGCCUCAUUCAGUGACCCAAGUUAUAACCUUUGAAGGGUAUGUUAUACCCAAGAACGCCUCUCUCAAUUUCACGGUAUCAGAGAUGAAUUGGAACCCCAAGAUAUGGGAAGAUCCAAUGAAGUUCAAGCCAGAGAGGUUCUUAAACAGCAAAGGCAAUGGAGAUGAAGUGUUUGAUAUAACUGGGAGCAGGGAGAUUAAGAUGAUGCCGUUUGGUGCAGGAAGAAGGAUAUGUCCUGGGUAUGGCUUAGCGAUGCUGCAUCUGGAGUAUUUCGUGGCCAAUUUGGUUUGGAGUUUUGAAUGGAAGGCUAUGGAUGGAGAUGAGGUUGAUCUGUCAGAGAAGGAGGAAUUCACAGUGGUGAUGAAGAAUCCAUUGCAGAUUCACUUAUGUCCACGAUGGAAAUAAGGUAAAAGUGGAUGGCUUUAGGAGACCACCAAUGCAUCAACUUCAUUAUUAGUUUAUUAUCAUCAUAACUAAUGUGCCUAUCACAACAACUUUGAAUUUCACAAUGAGCACCCUUGUACUGUAUGACUUGAACUAUAUAAUAUAAUAUAUUUGCAGAAUAUGAGAGGUAUAUUCUCAAUAAAUGAAAUGCAAACUUUAGUCUUA